GGCCUCUGACAUUUUAGGAAGCUGUGCUGUGGGCGCUUCUGAAUCUCCUCCCCCGGGCUCCUCCUCCCCUCCUCAGAGGGCACACCCCCCUCAGCUACCCCUGCCGUGGUGGCCAGAGCCGCGCAGCCCCCUCUCUAAGUCAGGAGCAGCCUGCCUGCUGGGCAGGUCGAGGCGAGGGCCCCAGAGGACUGAGAGGAUGGGGAACUUGCUGCCAAGGGAAAACAGGUGGCAGCUGAACACUCAAGAAACACCCUGGAAUCUGAGAAGUCAAAGCCCCAAACUGAGACUAUCCAGAUGCUCGGACUGCCACAUUGCUGAGGGGUGUUUCUGCCUUCCGUGGAAAAAAAUACACAUUUUUGAAGCACGACAAGACUCCCGAAAGCAAAAUGAAGAAACAUCAUCUGCUCCCAUUCAGCAAGACAAUGGUGACCAGGGCUCCUCGGAGGAUCUGUGCUACACCCUCAUCAAUCACAGCGUCCUUGGGAAAAGGCCGUCGGGGAUCUCUGCUGAGGAAUCCUAUGAGAAUGUUUCCCUCAAGGCUGAGAGGCCCAGAGCAUCGCUGGGAGGAACCGAGACUGAGUACUCACUCCUUCGCGUGCCCUCCGCCCCUAAGCACCCGUCCUCCCCAGAGGACGAGUAUGAACUUCUCAUGCCCGGCGGGACCUUGCCUCACUCCCUGAGACAGUCACGCCCACUCGCGCCCCCUCCUCAGGCUCCGUUUUCUCAUCUCUGAUGAAGCGACUGGACCAGCGCUUAAUUUGCUGAUGCUCCGUCGCUCAGUCGUGUUCGACUCCAUGGACUGAAGCACGCCAGGCUUCCCUGUUCUUCACCAGGUCCCGGAGCUUGCUCAAACUCUUGUCCAUUGAGUCAGUGAUGCCAUUAACCAUCUCACCCUCUGUCGUCCCUUUCUCCUCCUGCCUUCAAUCUUUCCCAGCAUCGGGGUCUAUUCUAAUGAGUCGGAUCUUUGUACCAGGUGGUCAAAGUAUUGGAGCUUCAGCCUCAGCAUCAGUCCCUCCAAUGAAUAUUCAGGAUUGAUUUCCUGUAGGAUUGACUGAUUUGAUCUCCUUGCACUCCAAGGGACUCCCAAGAGUCUUUUCCAGCACCAAAACUCAAAGGCAUCAAUUCUUCAGCAUUCAGCCUUCUUUAUGGCCCAACUCUCACAUCCAUACAUGACUACUGGAAAAACCAUAGCUUUGACUUAUACAGACCUUUGUUGGCAAAGUGAUAUCUCUGCUUUUUAAUAUGCUGUCCAGGUUAGUCAUAGCUUUUCUUCCAGGGAGCAAGUGUGUUUUAAUUUCAUGGCUGCAACCACCAUCUGCAGUGAUUUUGGAGCCCAAGAAAAUAAAGUCUGUCGCUGUUUCCAGCAAUUAAUACCAGCAAAUAAACCCGUGAGUGGGGAAAUUUGGUUGAAGCAGGUCUGGGGCACGGAGCACUUUCAGCCUCUCUCCGCUCCCCACACACACGACAGCUUUUGCUAUGGAGGUCCAUGUAGAAAGUGGUUUGCAGACCUCAAAGCCUCCUAAAUCCUCCUUGAUGUCCAGCAUCCAAAGAUCACCCAACUAUCCUGAAUACUCACUCUUUGAGAAGGAAGUGACCAUCUUUGGUUCUCUGGCUUUGGAUGUGGGCCAUUCUACUCAGUGGCAGGAGGGACUCCCUGGUCCCCUGCUCCUUCGUUCAGGUUCUUCUUACAAAAUGUCUGUGUGAUUGUGCCCUGAAGUCACAGAAAAGCUUCACCCAUCAUAUUAAGAGCCCCUGGGUUACCCAAAGGGGCAACCUCAUUCCACAUAUGUCUGUGUCCCCAACUCCUCACUCAUAACCUUCCAGGUAGGUGCCUGUGGCUUUCCUCUCACUCCAGGCCUCUAAGAAGUGUCCUUUGCUGUGGGGGAGGGGAAGGAGAGAGUGGAGUGAGUUGGGAGAGUAAUAAUGACACAUAAACACUACCACAUGUAAAAUAGACAGCUAGUGGGGCCCUGCUGCAGAACGCAGGGAGCUCAGCCUGAUGCUCUGUGAUGACCUAGAGGGCUGGGAUGGCAGCGGGGAGGAGCCUCAAGAGGGAAGGGAUAUAUGUAUACAUAGAGCUGAUUCACUUUGCGGUCCAGCAGAAAUGGACACAACAUUGUAAACCAAUUGUACUGCAAUAAAAAUAAAUGUAUAUUAAAAAAUAAUAAUAAGUA
Molecule: messenger RNA, 2174 nt
Organism: Dama dama (fallow deer)
Lineage: Eukaryota; Metazoa; Chordata; Mammalia; Artiodactyla; Cervidae
Gene: GCSAM
Product: germinal center associated signaling and motility
Exons: 6
Coding region: 197-733 (178 amino acids)
Biological process (GO): regulation of B cell receptor signaling pathway; negative regulation of lymphocyte migration
Source: RefSeq, a predicted model, not a curated record